Hydra vulgaris (swiftwater hydra) is the source of this 609-nucleotide messenger RNA. RefSeq lists its product as uncharacterized. Gene Ontology annotation, biological process: cell-cell adhesion. Gene Ontology annotation, cellular component: cell-cell junction. NCBI's taxonomy places the organism in Eukaryota, Metazoa, Cnidaria, Hydrozoa, Anthoathecata, Hydridae. The record is from RefSeq and is a predicted model, not a curated record.
UUAAGAGGUGUCUGAAGUUCAACUCAAUUAUCUAAAUGCUUGUCUACACUGUUGAUUACAACCACAAUGUCAAAGCAGCAUGUUAAGUUUGUAACUAUGCAACUUAAGGAAGUAUAUUUUGUUGUUUGGAUCUUACUGACAUUUGCAUUUUUAGCAUAUGUUACAAGUCUUACAACGGCCCACUGGAGAGUAACUGAUAGUUACUUUGAAGGAUUAUUUGAAAGAUGUGAAUAUGGGGAAGAUGGAUGUAGAUUCCUUUAUUUUUUCGAUCAUCAUUCAGCCAAAGAAUUUGAUGUGGCACGUAUACUGUUACUUGGAGCUUGUGCGUUUUUAAUUAUAUCUACUUUCUUAAGUUAUGGUUCACUUUGUUUCUUCAAAAAUGUCUAUCUGGCUAUAAUCUUGUUAAAUGUUUUGGCUUUUAUACUUUCGUUGAUUGGAUUGAGUCUUUACACACAUCAUCAUAGUAAUUCGUCGUUUAAAUGGAGCUUUGGGUUAAGCUGGGCUGGCUGUUUGUCCAUUGGAGUUGUUAUACUACUUAUGUGUCUAGGAGAUUUUUGUUAUGAAAACAAUAAAUCUGAUCCAGAAUAAAUUCUUUUAGCGGAGCAUUAA